Messenger RNA from Pieris macdunnoughi, 1419 nucleotides. The record is from the annotation of a GenBank genome assembly. NCBI's taxonomy places the organism in Eukaryota, Metazoa, Arthropoda, Insecta, Lepidoptera, Pieridae.
AUGAAUGAUUUUCUAAAAAAUAACAAGUCUUCUAAUAUAUAUUGGCUUAAGUAUCCUUUACAGCAUUUGAAUCUAACGUUAAAACUCAAGGCACAGGAGACUAUCACAUUACUUCCGAAAUUUGGAGAACAUUUAAAGCAAUCUGAGGAAGAUGCACAAAAUGUAUUACAAUACCAGGAGUAUAAUUUUCAGUGGCAGGAAAAAUUAUUUAGCCAGUAUCAGUUUACAAAAUUUGGUGAUAUUCAGAACUGUGUCUCUGAACUGGACUUGGCGUUUAAUAGAUCUAUUCAUCAAUUCAAUAAAAAGCCCCAAAAAGUUUUUACUUAUAUAAAUGAAGAAUAUGCUUUUCCAUUGCCUUUUGAAUCAAAAGGUUAUGGCAAUGAAUUUUUUAGUUCUUGUUUUAAAACUUUGAACUUAGAAGAUUUUUUGAAAGAUCUUGGAAAAGGAGAAUCAAUGCGUAAUUUGUUCAAAAGUGAUGAUGAUGUAGCCCGUGAGGAUGAAUGGAGAGCAAUGUAUAUUUUGUAUGACAAUUCAAAAUAUGACGAAGAUAACAACUUAAUAUUUCAAGAUGAGUGCCUUCUUGUAUCAAUAUACCACAAUACCAAGUAUAAUUACAUAAUGAUAUCUCCAGAUAUUAAUAAUGAAUCUAAUCCAUAUGCUGUAGAAAGCUCCUCUGGAUAUUUGGAUUUUGAGUAUUUUAUAAAUGUAGACUUCGGCAAGACUGGUUGUGGAGAGGAGUUCCAAGUUUUGCUUAAUAAAUUGCUAAAGAAGUUGGAGAAGAAACAAAAACAUUUGACAAAAUUUGUUAUGCCUCCCCUUGGAACAAGGAAAUAUUACAUAUCAUUAGAAAUAGAAUCUGCUAAGGAUUUUGAUGGUGAUAUUUAUAUAGAAUAUCAUGUGAAGAUUCCAGAAAACAUUGAGUCUGUAAGUUUACUCACAGGAAGGACACAUUUGAACAAAUUUCUAAUAAAUGAGGGCAUACGCAUGUGGACUUUUGGGCAUAUUGUGGAUUUUGAAGUUGAUCUUACUACUGGAAUAGAUCCCUUGCCACUUAAGAUAUUCUUUGAAGUUAUAUCAGUUGACAGAUGGGGGCGACACAGGACUGAGGGUUAUACCUAUUUUCCACUGGCAUUAAUACCAGGGUAUUUCAAAAAACAGCUGUCCUGUACUAGGCCAGAGGAAUUGAACGAGAUAGAUGCUGAAAGCCGACGUUUUUUUGUUGGGGGCUGUCAUUUGAUUGAAGAUUUGGAAAUGCUUGUCAAACCUCAGCUUUAUGCGACAAACUUCAGAUUCGUAUCCACAGGUAGUAUAGCAGUUCACUGGACGGGAGCUGACGCGGUUUUAAAGCAAUAUAAGCGGGCGAAAGCAACGCUGGCUGCCGCUACUAGAAGUUUAAGACAAGCUGUGGAUUCAGAAUGA